CCUAGUCUCUUUAGAAUGCACGGAACUCUCGAAAAUGGCGGCGACGUGAGGCAGGAACUCGUGAGUUUAGAAGUUGUAUUCGACUUGACCACCAUGAAUCGACCAUCAGUAGAUCAAGUCAGGGCUGUAAUUAGCGCCUUGUACAAUGACUCCGAUCCAGGUGGAAAAGAGAAGGCUUCACAGUGGCUUCAAGAACUUCAGCGUUCGGUUUAUGCCUGGGAAAUAGCUGACCAGCUUUUGAGACUAAACAUCAAUGUAGAAACAAGUUAUUUUGCUGCGCAGACUAUGCGCACAAAGGUUCAAUACUACUUUCAUGAACUGCAACCUGCACAGUACCAGUCCUUAAAAGUUUCACUUCUGGAUCAUCUCUUUACUCUUCAUGGUGUCUCUCAUGCAAUUGUUACUCAGGUAAGCAACAUUUGCACCUCUUUCUUAGAUAGUAAUCUCCUAGUUGUGGUUUUUCAUUGCCUUUGGCUUGUAUACAGACUUUACCUUUUACCUUAUGUAUUCUUUUCAAUUGGUUAUUUUAGAUUUGGCACAACAGUAGAGAGACUACCUGUCCUACUGGAGAUUUUAACAGUUCUUCCUGAGGAGGUUGGAAGUCACCACCUUAGAGUAGGAGCAAAUAGGAGAGAUGAAGUUAUACAUGAACUCCGUGCCUCAGCUGCUACAGUUCUCAGUCUCCUUACAGCAUGUGUGAGCCAGUUUCCAAAUGAUUCAAAUGUGAAAGUCAGGAUGUUUCGUUGUGCUGGUAGUUGGGUGACGUUAAGUGCAUUUCCACCAGCUGAAUUUGUACAGAGUGAUCUGCUCAAGUCAACAUUCAGUACACUGCAUGAGGCAGAUUCCAGUGAUAUGUUACAUGAAGUAGCUGCAGACUUUGUUUGCAACUCACUUUAUACAUCUGAGAACCUUGACAAACAGCGGCAGUUAGCUGAAGGACUCUUUAAAUUUGUCAUGGAGUUACCACCUGCUUAUGAGAAAGCUGUACAAAGUGAGGACUUUGACAGAGCUCUUAACUUGUGCAGAGUUUUCACUGAAAUGGGAGAGUCAUUUUUACCUGUUAUUGUAGAGUCUCCUGGAAGGGAUCUUGGAGACUUAAGAACACUCAGUAUUAUACUGGCUUGUGUGAAACACUAUCAAUAUGAGGUUGCAGAGGUUACAUUCAACUUUUGGUAUCGACUGUCGGAGGCGUUAUUCAAGGGUGAAGACGAAGCCAAGACAGCCCUUUUCAGACCGUAUUUUGAAAGCCUGUUUGAAGCACUGUGUGUCCACUGCCGACUAGAAACUGAUGCUCAAGGAAUCCCAGAUGACAGUGAUGAAUUUGGGGAGUUUCGUCUCAGGGUAGCAGAUCUUAUCAAGGAUUGUGUGUUUAUUGUAGGAUCAGGAAAUUGUUUCAGCCAGAUGUACAACAGCAUUGUUCAGCAAGGAAACACAAUACCUUGGGAAGCAACAGAGGCCAUUUUGUUUGUGAUGUCAACAGUUGCUAGGAAUGUACCACUGGAUUUUGAAAUAGUUGGCCAUGUCCUGCCAGUGGUUUUAAACUUACCAUCAAGCUGCCAUGUUGCUGUUAGACAUACCAACAUUAAAGUUGUGGGUGAACUAGCAGAGUGGAUAGAAAAGCAUCCAGACUAUCUUGGUACGUGUGCCCUAUACAUGGUGUGGUUUGAUUUGUUUUUGGCUCUUAAUUUCACAGAACGGUGUGUUAAUUUUUUUUGCCCCACUCUAGUUUUAGGGAACUCGUGGAAAAGUCAUUUUGGUGUCUCUCUGUUCUUCUCUUCUCAAUGGAUCUUGACCUUCACUUUAUCGUAGGUGGUGAUUGCAGCUGAUUCACUAUCUAUCUCUCAUGAUUCUUAUAUUGGACUCCUCAAAGGGGUGUGUAAGGUUCUGGAAGGAAUUCACAAUGACAAACUUUCCGAAGGCUUACAUUCUAUAUGUAGGAUUCACAUAACGUCUCUUAAACAGAUUCUAUCAGCACCUGUGAACUCGUAUCCAGACCCUACCCUUUGGCUAGACAGACUAGCAGCUACAUUUAGAUAUAUUAAUCCCAAAGUAGACAAUGGAAAGGUACAUCCAGCUCUGGUAGUUGUGGAGGAGGUGUGGCCAAUACUGUCUAGUAUCUGUGACAAAUAUCGGGCUGACCUUAAGAUCAUUGAGAGAUGUUGCAGGUGUAUUAGAUUUGCAAUUCGCUGCCUCGGCAAAUCAGCCAUAAACUUACUCUCGCCUUUGGUAUCACAGAUGGUGGGUGUAUACGGUACCAAUCCCCACUCGUGUUUCCUGUACCUGGGCAGUAUAUUAGUUGAUGAGUAUGGUGACGAAUCUGGAUGUGUUCCCGGACUUAUUGGCAUGACAAUGGCUUUCUGUGGGCCGGCAUUUCAACUUUUGAGUCGAGAAAAAGGAAUGAUUGAACAUCCUGACACUAUAGAUGAUUUAUUUAGGUUAUGUGGCAGAUGCCUUCAGAAAUGUCCUUUGGCAUUUCUCAAGUGUGAAGUUGCUGUCCCUGCUAUCCACUGUGCUGUAGUUGCCAGUACUCUCGAACACAGAGACGCCAACUUGUCCGUGAUGAAGUUUCUUAAAAGUCUUAUUAACUGUGCUUCAGAGAAGGUGAAACUGUCGCAGAAUGAUUUUCAAGAGAGGCUUACCUUAGUGCAGAAGAUUCUUGCUGUUCACGGCCAAAACAUUAUCACAGGUCUGAUUCAGGCGUGCGCUGGUGCCCUGCCAUCUUACAUGGUGUUGGAUGUAGCUGAAGUUCUGUGGGAAUUCCUUACAUUCUGUCGAGAGGAGACGUCCAAGUGGGUGCAAGUUUCACUCCAGAAUAUUCAAACCCAAUCUGUCCCUGGCAGUGUGAUAGCUACUCCUCAACAACUUCAAGAGUUUCAUAACGCUUUGAUAGGUUCUCCAAAUCAAGAUGCUGUUUGGAAAGCAUCCAAGCGCUUUUCUCGCCUGUUCAGAUGAGACAAGACGAGUCGAUGUAACAAGGACAGCCACGCAAUGGGAACGUUGUGCAUAGUGACGUCACAGUGCUGGGACAGAGUCAGUCAAAGACCGUCAGCGAUUAGCGCCCAGCACAGGGCCUGGGAACCAGUCACGUUCAAAAGCAAGAAGUGUCGAGGAACAUGUCAAGAUUGUGCAAAAAUUGAGAGAGAAGCACGAUUUCAGAAGGACAGAACUGAAUAGCAGUUGUAUAAUUAUUUUAAAUGCUCGGGAGGAAUCUGAGCACAUUGCUUCUUUGAAGCAAAGAAGCGGAACUUUAUUUGGAUUUUAAUAUUUGUCGCGUUCUGUUACUUGCCAAGGAAGAGAGAUGUAGUAAAGAACGAAUAGGAACAUCCACUAGACUUGACAGAUGACCAAAACUGAUGGAUCUGGCUUUUAUGAUAAGGUUGCCACGCAUCUUUUACUAUCUAAACGCAACAGAAUCAGUUUUUUUUUUUGUCUGUUGACAUUUGGAUUGUAUUGUCUUAACGUAGCUUCUUAAAUAAGUUAUCUUUUAGUAAACUGGAAUUUAUAUAAUAACAGGUGUAUCUUAAUGUAAUCUAACAGUUUUUUUUCGGCUUUAAUCCUGAACUCUUCCCCCUCCAACAUAGACCAUUCAGGAGAUUUUAAAGAGUAAUUUAAGUGUACUCUUUCGUUGCAAUACUAACAUAUGACCAAUAGUAAUUAGUGAGGAAAAGUAAUUUUUGAAACACGAGAGAGAGGUUUUCAUCACAUUUCUAACUGCGUGGCUGAGUAUUUUUGAAGAACUUCGUCAGAGGUGUGUGAAUAUGUGUAAGACACUGUCUUGACUGUUCGAUAAAUCUAAAUCUUACGAGAAAAUGGAGCAAUAAAUUGUAGAAAUCUAUCCGAAUCUUCUAACAAUAGGGUCACCGAGGUCCAGCUUUAUUCGGCAGGUUCGGCGAGAUUCUCUUGACACAAGCUUAAGAAAGUGUUGUAUCGCGAAGGUUAUCAUAGUGAAUGUUGUACUACUCAAGAGGAGUAUAUCGUAAAAUUGCGGCCGUAAGCCCUGGGCUAUUUGCUUUUUGAUGCAUUAACCUUAUUUUAUUAAUUCGUUUGUAGUGUAAAAUCACCAGAAAGUAUUCUGUUAACAGAAAAAGUGCCUUCUCGCUUCCAUAAGCCUACAAUUCUUAAUCUGCUGACCUGUAAGGAGUCCAUCAAGAAAACGGGGCCUUCUUAAAAGGACUUUUUCCAUGCAAACUUUUUAGUUUCCCCGAGACUAAGCAAUUUUCCCAAGGACCAAGCAAUAUACUUAUUUUCCACAAGGCGCUUAUUAGCAACCUCUUACUGUGUCUGUGUUUGUUGCUUUCAGUCCUUGACAAGUUUUUAUGGUUCAGCCUCGCUCGGCGUUUGCAUGUUUCUCAAGCCCAGAGGCUUGAAAAAAACCCUUCCUAAUACAAGAACUACCAAGAACUUAAAGUUGGAACAGAUGUUGAACAUUCUAUGCUGAGUUGACUGUUUCCACUGAAAAUGUUCCAUGUAAAUAAUUCAUUUUUGUUUGCGGUUUACCUCCAGGCUUUUUACCUAUGUACAUGCAGACUGGGAGCGUGGAUAAUAAUAUAAGCUACUGUAGGUACUACCAAAUCUUUAUUAUGGUGCAACCUCUUUACCAGUGCAGAUAGUAAACUUUUAAACUUUGGUGCAUGUUCCUCGUCAGUCGAUCGCGUUUUAGCAGUUCCUAUAAGUAUCCGAGUUUGCCUGAGUUUAUAUGUCUCUGUUUUCUGAAAAUUAUACUGUGCCAUUUUCAAUUAAACUCAUCACAAAUAGAUGAGCUUGGGAGCUGGUGCCUUAAAGGUUAGCGGGGUGCCAGAGCCAUAAGCCGCUAGGAGGUAUCCAUGGCAACCCUGGAAAGCAGGAACCACCCAAUGAGCGUCCGCUAACCGGCACCGUUACACUCUAAGAAAUCCAGUGGAAACUACUAACCUGAAGAAUACUUACCCUGACCAAGAACAAAACGGGAGGGAGGAGAGGGUGCAAGAAUCUGCAAUGAUUCGCGAGCAAAGCAGUGCAACUGAUCCGCAACAAUCAGCAGAAUA
This is a messenger RNA of Orbicella faveolata, 5024 nucleotides long. RefSeq names its product transportin-3-like. The record is from RefSeq and is a predicted model, not a curated record. NCBI's taxonomy places the organism in Eukaryota, Metazoa, Cnidaria, Anthozoa, Scleractinia, Merulinidae. Gene Ontology annotation, molecular function: small GTPase binding. Gene Ontology annotation, biological process: protein import into nucleus. Gene Ontology annotation, cellular component: cytoplasm.